Molecule: messenger RNA, 1497 nt
Organism: Mangifera indica (mango)
Lineage: Eukaryota; Viridiplantae; Streptophyta; Magnoliopsida; Sapindales; Anacardiaceae
Product: bifunctional protein FolD 1, mitochondrial-like
Exons: 5
Coding region: 199-1287 (362 amino acids)
Biological process (GO): tetrahydrofolate interconversion
Cellular component (GO): cytosol
Molecular function (GO): methylenetetrahydrofolate dehydrogenase (NADP+) activity; methenyltetrahydrofolate cyclohydrolase activity
Source: RefSeq, a predicted model, not a curated record
AAAAUCUGAUAAUCCUCUUUGCGUAGCCGUCGUUUCUUCUUCUUGGCCAUGCCCAUGACCGACGGCGGAAAGCUGAAGCUGACCAUGUAAACGAGCCAUUAGAAACUGUUCAACGGUUGAUUUGAGCUUGUAGGAGAUACUUAUUUGUAUACCCAUGACAAGAAAAAUACAGAAAUAGGAUUGUAUAAGGUUAAAAAAAUGAUGAUGGCAAGAAGUAGAAUGCGAAGCGCAGGCUUGGCAGUGGCAUUGCAGAAGGGAUUCAUAAAGAAGAUGGGUUUUUAUUCAUACAGCAGCAAAUUUUUAAUGUCCCCAUCACUUGUUUCUCUGGACCUCCCUGACGUAUGGACCCAUAACUCCAGCCACAAUCAUUCUCAUCCACUACCAUCUGUAUGUUCUUAUCAACAUUCUGCUACUGUAAUUGAUGGAAAGUCGAUUGCAGAGGAGGUCAGGUCAAGUAUUGGUAGUGAAGUCAAGGGAAUGAAGGAAUCUAUUGGAAAGGUUCCUGGCUUGGCUGUGAUUUUAGCGGGUCAAAGAAGGGACUCUCAGACUUAUGUCCACAACAAGAUAAAAGCUUGUGAAGAAGCUGGAAUCAAGUCUAUUGUUACUGAAUUUCCUGAUGAUUGUACUGAAAAUGAGGUUCUUGAUGCUCUGUCAAAUUUUAAUGAGGACAAAUCAAUUCAUGGUGUUCUUGUACAGCUUCCUCUACCACAACAUUUAGACGAGGGAAAGAUUUUGGAUGCAGUGCUUUUGGAAAAAGAUGUUGAUGGCAUUCAUCCAGUGAAUAUGGGGAAUCUAGCCAUGAGAGGAAGGGAACCACUGUUUAUCCCCUGCACUCCAAAAGGUUGCAUUGAGUUGCUGAUCAGAUCAGGUGUGGAAAUAAUGGGAAAGAAUGCUGUGGUAAUUGGAAGAAGCAACAUUGUUGGAUUGCCCACAUCUUUAUUGUUGCAGCGGCACCAUGCGACUGUCAGUAUCAUACAUGCCUUCACAAAAAACCCAGAGACAAUCACCAAAGAAGCUGAUAUCGUGGUUUCAGCUGCAGGAGUGCCAAAUCUAGUUCGCGGCAGCUGGCUAAAACCUGGUGCAGUUGUACUCGAUGUUGGGACAUGCCCAGUUGAAGAUGCAAGCUGCGAAUGUGGUUAUCGUCUCGUAGGAGAUGUUUGCUAUGAAGAAGCAGUUAGAUUGGUGUCAGCAAUUACUCCAGUGCCAGGCGGAGUUGGACCAAUGACUAUUGCCAUGCUUCUCUCCAACACUCUCGACUCUGCCAAACGAGUAUACGGUCUUACUUGACUGCCAAUGCCAGUAAAUUGCCUUGUUAUAAGAUAGCCUCAACAUUUUUUACAUUUCUCUGCCCUAAUUAGAGUAAUGAACUGAGUUGAAAACAACCAAACGACCUUGGCCCUGCAGAAAAUCAAAGCCAGUCACUGAUAAAUUUGAAGAAAACAGGUAGACUGUGUAGUUCCAGUUCGGUUCAUAUAUAACUGCUGCGGAUCUCCCCCA